GUGAUUCGGAAACUACAAAGAGGACCUUCGAAAUUUGCAUCGUUGACGAGGCGGAAUAAUGAAUCGAUGACUAUUUGCUGCUGAUACGGCCACAUCUGCCAGCUGUCUUGGGUCCCCUGCGACCGCUCGCCCCCUCUCGCUCGCUCACUCGUCCCGUUAUCCUGUGGAGCCCCGAGCGGCGAGCAACAACAACAACACAAACCCAGACUCCAACCGGAAGGCCUGCGCAGGAGAGAGACAGAGAGAGUGAGAGAGAGAGAGAGACACUGCGCGAGAGGACUCUCCGCCGGCUGGGGAAGAGGAAGAGAAGAAGGAAAGGAGAGAGCGCAAGGACGAGAGGCGGAAGUGGUGACAUCUGUUUUGCCGCUUUGUCAGCGGAUGCUGCUCCUGCCGCUCCUGCCGAACACGAACGAACGCGCACGAGCACGAACGAACAGGGAGCACAACGUGAACAAGUGUGGAAAUUGGAAUUUUUAUUCAAAACAAUGCCCCUGCUGCAACAGUACGACACCCCUGAUUGCUCUGGUUCUGGUGGCAACAUGCGAGCCCUGAGCGGAGGCUCCACCUCGGAGCUGUUGCAGAAACACUCGAUCAGCUCCUACCUGGAUCACCAUCAGCAGCAGCAACAGCAGCAUCAGCUGCAACUGCAACACCACCAACAGCAGCAACUGCAACACAAUCUGCUGGACAGAUGCAACGACGAUGGAUUGAUAUCCUUCAUUAACGAUCCAAUCACACUGAACGGCAGCAGUUCCAAUGGAGUGGUCGGUAUUGGCCAGAGCCCCUCAACUUUGGUAGGAGGAGGAGGAAGUGGAAGCGGAGGAGCACCAGGAGUUGCAGCAAGCGGUGCUGCAACAACGGGAGUGGGAGGAGCCGGAUCUGGAGGAGCCUUACCACCUGGGCCAGGAGUCGGAUCGGGCCAGGGAGGAGGAGUCGUGGGACCAACUACCGCCACGGGCAACCCAUCCGCCAGCUUCGGUGGCAACGGCAGCGGCAGCGACGUCAAUAAUCUGCUGCUCGCCAGUGCGGCCGCAGCCGCUGCUGCUGCUGCUGCCGCCGGUGAUGGCGUCCAACUGUCCGCCAAUGCGGCGGUCUACGCUCCACUGACGCCCAGCUCGACCCAGUCGUCGGCCUCGCCGGGCACCAAGUCCAGUUUUGACUACUUCCAGUUUGAAAAUGUUGCACAAAGUAACCCACUUAAGGCUUUCCAAAGAACAAACAUCAGCUUCGAUUGCUCUGCACCCUUAUCGCCAAGUACGCCUACAUCUAUUUACAAUCGCUCCUUUCACAGUUCAGCUUUAGUCAGCGAUAGCAGUAACUCCUCAAGCGGCAACGGCCUCUCCAUGGACUCGAUCAACAUGCUCUACCACCAGCAGCAGCAACAACUGCAGCCCCAGCAGCAGGGAUACUCUAACCUAGAGUCCUCCAUGGGCAGCGGAUUGGGUCUCAGCCUAGCAAACGCUUCCACGCGCUCAAACUCACCAGAGAGCCAGAACAGCGGCCAGUCGAUGAACGAGCCAAACCUACUGGACAUGAUUAAUCUGCUGUCUGUGAAUAGCAACAAACUAGCCUCCAUGCAGCAGCAGCAGCAGCAACAUCACCACCAACAACAGCAACAGCAUCAGCAGCAACAGCAGCAGCAGCAACAUCAGCUGCAGCAGCAGUACGCCCACCUGAACAGGAACUACGAGCAGCAGAUGGCCGCCAAUGGAGGUGGCCAACAGCACGGUUUCGAACACAACGGCGUGGGAGUGGCCAGCGGAAGCAACGACAACUGCCUCAGCCAGUACACCCUGGAAAACCUCGCCAGCGUGGACAUGGAGCUGGCCAAACUGCAAAAUCUGCAGCGCAUCAAUACGUUAAAGCUACUGCAGGCCCAAACGCAGCAGAUGCCUCUGAUCAAUCAGUUGUUGCAGAGUUAUGCCGGGAGCACGAUGAGCAGUGUCCCGGGAACCAAUCUCGGUAGCUUGAUGAGUACGGCCGGAGCGUCCAUCGUGUCGGAUAUGACGGGAAACGGUGGUGGCAAUGGCUCCACCAACGAUGGCCACCUGGAUCGCGUGGCAAAGUUCCAUAGGAGCUCAGCAGCCCUGUGCGAUGCCACCUGCACCUGGAGCGGUCAGCUGCCGCCACGUUCGCACCGUAUGCUCAACUAUUCUCCCAAGGUCUUCCUCGGCGGCAUUCCGUGGGACAUUAGUGAGCAGUCGCUCAUCCAGAUCUUCAAGCCGUUUGGAUCCAUCAAAGUGGAGUGGCCCGGCAAGGAGCAGCAGGCUGCGCAGCCCAAGGGCUAUGUUUACAUCAUCUUUGAAUCGGACAAGCAGGUUAAGGCCUUACUCUCGGCCUGUGUGGUUCAGGUGGAUGACUCGCAAAGUGGCAGUAACUACUUCUUCAAAAUCUCUUCACGUCGCAUCAAGUCCAAGGAUGUUGAGGUCAUUCCCUGGAUAAUUGCCUCCUUUUGUAGGUUGUCAACGCUCAGGCUUGCCACUAAGUUGUCCCCUUCGGCGGUUGUU
Molecule: messenger RNA, 2507 nt
Organism: Drosophila suzukii
Lineage: Eukaryota; Metazoa; Arthropoda; Insecta; Diptera; Drosophilidae
Source: RefSeq, a predicted model, not a curated record